Messenger RNA from Tarenaya hassleriana, 732 nucleotides. RefSeq names its product early nodulin-like protein 3. Gene Ontology annotation, molecular function: electron transfer activity. The coding region runs from base 82 to 600 and encodes 172 amino acids. Gene Ontology annotation, cellular component: plasma membrane. NCBI's taxonomy places the organism in Eukaryota, Viridiplantae, Streptophyta, Magnoliopsida, Brassicales, Cleomaceae. The transcript is spliced from 3 exons. The record is from RefSeq and is a predicted model, not a curated record.
ACCACAUCACACCAUAUUGUUUGGGAGUCGCACUGAUGAAAGAUGGAAGCGACUUAUCUGCAGAAUAGGUGAUCGUGGGAAAUGGGUUCCCAAUGUUUUCAAAGCAGAGGUCCAGAAAUGCCUUCUUUGAUGGUGCUUCUGGUUCUGUUCUUUGGAUCCUUGUCUGAAGCCAGGGACAUUUUGGUCGGCGGCAAGCCAAAUUCAUGGAAGGCCCCAAAUUCUGCAGACCAAACUCUAAAUCGCUGGGCGGAGAGAACACGGUUCAAAGUCGGGGACACACUCUUGUGGAAGUACCAAGCGGAGAGGGACUCGGUGAUGCAAGUGGAAGAGGAAGACUACGAGAGAUGCGAGAGAUCAAAACCGAUCAGAGGGUACAAAGACGGCAAGACGAAGAUAGAGCUAAAGAGGUCAGGUGCUUACUAUUUCAUCAGCGGGGAAAAAGGGCGUUGCAAGAAGGGAGAGAAGCUCGUUGUUGUUGUAUUGGCUCCUCAUCAUCACCGCCUCGUUUCCCCUCCUACCGUUUCUCCCCUGACCAGUGGUUCCCGCCUUUUCAGAGCCCGUCUUGUUAUCAGUUUGCUUUUCCUUUUCGUUUUGGUUUAGAUGCCCCCUGAUUGGGUGUUUCCAUGGCACCUUGUGUUUAGCUCAUCAUGAAUUAAAUAUGGGCCAUCCUCUUUACAUGGACAGGCCUUUGUUGAUGUUGUUGAUGCGUGAGCAAGCCUUUCUUUUUAUGAA